Molecule: messenger RNA, 5866 nt
Organism: Carassius carassius (crucian carp)
Lineage: Eukaryota; Metazoa; Chordata; Actinopteri; Cypriniformes; Cyprinidae
Exons: 4
Coding region: 386-5866 (1826 amino acids)
Biological process (GO): positive regulation of blood vessel endothelial cell proliferation involved in sprouting angiogenesis
Cellular component (GO): ruffle membrane; adherens junction
Source: RefSeq, a predicted model, not a curated record
UUAGCGCUGGCGUACCGAGCUCCACUAAAUGUCAAAUCAAGCAGCAAUUUCACGCGCGUCUGACGUCAACACUGGCGAAGAAAAAUAAACUUCGCGCACACUUCGGGAGAAACCAUUUUCGCCAACGCCGUUUUUCUCCUUCCGCGUAGAGAGGAGCCCGCUGAUAUAAGCAUGCUCAGCUGAAGCGUCCUGCAGCCUCUGACGCUGGGCGCAGGCGAACUGCGACGGCCGCGCCAAACAAGCUCCAGUGAUGGCCUCUGCUGAGCAGCUGUGUCCCCGCCUGCUGCACCAGCACUGCCCAUAGGCCACACACACACACACACAUACUUACACACACCUUUGGGCUCCCUUUCCAAUUCCGUCCACACACACACACACACACAUCAUGUACAGUGUGGAGGACCUGCUGAUCUCUCAUGGAUACAAACUGCCCAGGAGCGGCCCUGCCUCCUCCUCUUCCUCUGCGCCUUAUGACAAUCGAAACAACGAAUGUCGCCGUGAUAAUGUAGAGAACCGGCCUGCUGGAGGUGGUGGUGGUGGUGGUGGAACUCUGAAUGGAUUUGGGACAAUGGAGGGGGGAGCAGAAGCAGGCACGGGGGUGUACAGGCCGGCCCCAGUGAAGGCUUACCCAGAGAACAACAACAACAUUAAUGAGGGCCAUGAAAGAAUUCAACGGAGAUUGGAGGUUCCUGUUGCUUUCCUUGGUGACCUGCAACCUCUGGGUGACUCUCUAGCUACAGACAGUGGGUUCUAUGAUGCUCCCAGCCUGACGUUCUCUGAACAUGCAGAUGAGCGAGAUAUUGCAUUCUGGAGAAGGAGGGGACAGGACUUCAGUGCUCUAUUGGACUAUGCUGAUCCCAGGGAACUCAGAGUGUCUGGAGGAUUGUGGCGAGGUCCAGUACUAGCUGUUGAGGAGCUGAGGACUGAGAGGCCACUGGCACGCUGGGAGGAAGGCCCAUGGAUACGGGAACCUAUAGACUCAGGCCCAGAGACGUUAUAUGUGACUGGAGAGAGAAAAUGCCAGAGCCUGGGAACAGAGGAGUGGCACCCUGCAGUGGGCUUGGGCCGGCAGCUGUCAGAUGGCGAGGCUGAACAUUGGUCUCAGGAGCAGCAACACCGACUGCGACCAGCAGAUUGCAGUGUUUCCACCACAGUGCGAGCCAAGUCCCAGUCGCUCCCACGAGUCCUUUCCCCAGAAGAUCCCCACUAUGGAGAACUGCCUCAAACCAGUGCCCCAAAUCACCCCCCUACACAAAGAAGCAGCAGCUCUGCUCCAUAUGGUCGAUACCACAGUGAAUGGCCAGCAGGGGAAAGAUGGAGUGGUCAGACACAAAGUCAUGCUCCUUCUGCAGUUGUACCAAAGCCACGGUUCAGCCGCCCCGUCAAGCCACCAUCUUAUGAGACUCACCAGCAAAACAGGGGGAGCUGGGAAACGUUGUCCUCUGAACCCGUGUCCAAACCCAGAGACCGCUCAGUGUGCUUCUCUCAGAAUUUUGAACCACUCAGAGACCGGUCUGGUUGUUAUUCUCACAGUGCAGAGCCUCUAAGAGAUCGGUCCAUUUGCUUUUCACAGAGUGCAGAACCUAUUCGAGAUCGCAUGCUGAGCCACUCUCAAAGUGCUGAACCACUAAGAGACAGAUUUAUCAGUCAUUCACAGAGUGCAGAACUACUGCGUGAUCGCUUUUUCAACCACUCACAUAGUGCCGACCUCUUACGGGACCGAUCCCUUUGUUACUCUCAGAGCUCAGAACUGCUUCGAGACCGGUCCAUUUGUUACUCCCAAAGUGCAGAGCUCCUGAGACCAGAAUCCUAUAGGACAGAUCUGUUUUACCAUGAACUGACUGGUAUGGAGCCCCCUGGUUACAUCCCACCCCCCUCCUACAGGAGAUUCCUGCCACCCAGGAGUGGACAGAACUACCGAGCAGAUUCUGCUCUUGUCCGAUGGAAACGUGAGCCUGUGAGUGCAGAGAUGGGCCAGUGGUUUUCAAGGACUUCAGGAUUGUCAUGGUCAGAACGGCGUGAAGACAGGAGCAUGGCAGUGGUUCCAAGAAGACCUGUGCAUCCAGGGCCUGUCGGACCAAGCCGUCCAGGACUUGUGCAGUAUGUCCCAUUUGAAGACCCACGUAUCAGGCAUGUCUCAGGGGGGCCUUGUGGAAACUCGCUUACCGACGCGGAUAAGAUCCGACAUGUCAACAAAGAGCUUCCCUGCGCUGCAACUUUAGGACAAUCCACACAUGAUAGUGCCUUUCUCCCUUCACAGGGACCAAGUCUUAGCAUGGAAACUAACAAAACGGCUCUCACUGAACAUGAGAAUACUAACCGCUGGCACAAGGGGAUGAAUAAAGGCAGUGAAACUGUAGCACCUGACCAGAGCUGUGCCAAGUACCCACCAGCCUUUCAGCUCAGACCCCUGCAACCAAUAAUUAAAACAGACAGAAUUACAGAUCAACAGACUAGAGUAGACAGAAUCACUGAACAAGUUAAGGUUGAGAGAGUAACAGAGCCUGUCAAAGUUGAGAGAGGUGCUGAACAGACAAAAACAGACCAAGUUAAAGUAACAGAGCAAGUGAAACCAGAUCGAGUUACCGACCUAAUAAAAUUAGACAAGCCUACAGAACAAGUAAAGCCAGACAGGUUUACAGACAAACAAGUAAAAGUAGAAAGAUUAACUGACCAGAUACAAGUAGACAGAAUCCCAGAUCAAGUCAAGGCCGACAGGUAUACAGACAAACAAAUUAAGCCUGAAGUCAAGCCAGAAAAAUUCCCAGAAAAGCCCAUAAAAGCAGAUAGAAUUUCAGACAAGCAAAGUAAAGCUGAACGACUCAUAGAGAAGCACUUGAAGAUUGAUAGAAUUUUAGAAAAACAGCUUAAAGCAGAUAAAAUCUUAGAAAGACAAAGUAAAUCUGAAAAAUUUACAGACAAGUUGAUUAAGGGUGACAAGCAGGUAAAAGGAGAUAGCAGUACAGACCAGAUCAAAUCUGAGAAGAUCACCGACAAGUCUGGAAAGGCUGACAAAUCCAUAGAUAAAGGUUCUUCAGAGAGUGUUUCAACUGUAAAGACCGAACCAGUCCAGGAACCUGAGAAAAAGAGUGUGAAAAAGAAACUCAGUGAGACUAUCUUUUGCCUUGUGUCUGUACCACUUUCGCAGUCCAGUGCAAAAUCUCGUGAUCAAAACAACAACGAAGAGAAAAAAUCAGACUCUCCUCCAAUUCCUCCUCCUCCUCCACCAAGUUCAUCCAGUGAAAACAGCAACACCCUCGGCUCUCUGCCAAACCAAAGCCUCAAAAGCACAUCCACCACCUCCACUGAUUUAGAGCUACAAGCACUCACACUUGGCAGCGGGUCCAGUAGCAUUGCCACAAGGAGAGCGCAUCGGAGAAGGAACUCACGCUCUAGGAUCUUUAAGCCAAAUCCACAUGAUGAGCUCCGACGGUAUUCUGGGGCUUGGCCAGGGGACCAGUACCGUGAUCAGGAGACCCAGACGAGCCCUGAGCCCAAAAAGAGCAAUGCAAAUCCAGGCCCUACCAAUACAGAAGCACAAGAUGCUCCUGCUGCCUCAGAGGUAACCGCUCCUGGUGAGACUACAUCAGUGGCUUCAGGGGUUGCCCCAGGGGCCACUGGGGCUUCGUCAGCUCCACCGGCUCCAUCAGUUCCUUCAGUUCCACCGACUCCAGCAGCUCCACCGGCUUCAGGAGCUCCUGACCCCAGCACCCCUUACGGGUAUCCCAUGAAGGGCCAGAAAAGCCUAAAACUAUCCAGCAACAGUGCUUUUUCACGGACAGGUACCUUCACCAGGAGCACAGGUUCUCACAGACCUCCAUUACAUCCUCCGCCACACCCUCCCCCCCCACCUCCAAACCAACCUCCAUCUCAACCUCCUCCUCCCCCACCAACACAGCCUCCGGCUCAGUCCCCACCAUCAGAUCCGACUGAGGAGGAAAAGUCAGCCACAGGGCCAAACCCUGAGGGAUUUGAACAGUUCUUGCUGAAGCCAGUAAGCCGACUGCCAUGGGACGCUAUUGAGGAUCUUGAGACCAUCAAUAAGGAGGCGCAAGACCAAGCAGGUAAACGCCCCAGCGUGGACCAGUGCAUUGAGGAUCUUAAUGAGGCCUACAAAGAUAUCCUGGAGCUCAGUACUGCCAGCAAUAACCUUCCCAACCGCUCCUCCAUGCAAAUCCCUGACCGCAUCAAAUCUAGGUUAUCUUCAGAUCCACUUGGAAUGCCUGCAACCGGUCUUCGACCAAGCUUGGUGCCUGGAAGUGACCCAGAAUACAGGGAGGUGAAGAGUGCCUUUUCCCGACCAUCAACUGGGAAGAGUGUGAGCUUCAGCAAACAGCUGAGAGAGGAGAUUUGUCCUGCUGCCCCCCCACCAGAACCAGGUUUCAGAGAUUACAAAACAGUCAUGUCCCAGAUAACCCAACGCAAAGCCUGCAGAUCAGUGAAGCUGGAUAUACCAGCCCCCAAAGAGACCCAAAGAGAUGAUGAUUUGACUGCACAAACCUCCUCCACCUCUUCCAUUGCAGCCGAGGCACCAUGGGCAGACAGACAGCCUAUGCAAGAUGCCUCCACUUUAACCAGCCCACCAGACUAUGAACACAUCUGUCAAACUAUCCAAAUGGCCCGUGAAUCUGGGGCGGUUAGCCGAGCUUCUAUCAAAUCCAAACCAGGAAGCGCCAUGAGCAUCGAAACGCCACAGCAUGUACCCAUACCUGGUAGGCCUCCCUUAGAUUCUGAGCAGCCAUGUUGUUCUUCAGCAUUAGAAGGGAGACAGGAGCCAAUGUCAUUAUUCAGGGAGGAAAGGAGCUCAGGCUUUAGGAGGGUAACAAGCCACACUAACAGGUUCCUUAGUAACAGGGGUGUGCUCUGUAGCCUUGCAACCGGAAAUCCUGUUGGUGACAAAGCAGGUUUAGAGGCUAACUCAGAGGUUCCUGCUGACUGGCAGAUGCAGCUUUCAUUAGCUGAAAAGCAUAUUGCUACUCUGAUCACAGGAGAGGGUUCAGAAGAGAACCUUGAUGAGUCAAACAAGGUUAAAGGUGAUAAAGACAUUCCUGGCAGUGUGUCAGCUGAAAAUGAAGUGAGCAACAUUUUAGCCACUGAAAUGAAAGAUGAUACUGCCAAUGCUGAGCAGAAACCUUCUGAAGUAAAAGAGACAGAAACGGAGCAAACCCAGACACCUGAAAUCCAACAACCUGAAGUGACAGAGAAAGUGAAAGAAAAGGAAACAUCUAGGGAAAAGACUGAAACAGAGCAAGAGAAAUGCGAGCAGAAAGACCCUGUUACUGAAGGAACAGAGCAAAAUAGUGAUACAACCUCUGAGGAAAAGAAAGAACCAAAUGUGAUCUUGAGGGCAAAUAAGGCUGCAAUAUGGACUCAUUCAGGUUUAGAUUCAGAGCUACGACCUGAAUUUCCACCAGAUCACCUUCCCCUUUCUGUACUUCCUUAUCCUAAUCGUAGAUUAUCUUUAGGGUUAGAUUGGGAGAAGGGUGGGUGGGAAGGGGAAAGUUUGGGUCAAGGUGGAUUUUGGUCCAGAGAGAGGCGGUCCCUUGAUGCUGAGAGAUGGGGUAUUGGUGGAGAGACUUGGGGUUUAGACAAUGAUAGACAGCAAGGAGGUGGUGAAAAACUGGGUCUGGGGGGUUGGCGUGGUUGUGGUAUUGAUGGGCAAGGCACAGAUGAUUCAGACUGGGAACUAGAUGAAAAUACCCAAGAGUCAGGUUCAGACAGAAAUAAAAUAACACUUAAGCCUGAGCAGGGUCUUGGUGAAGACAAUAGCAGUCCAGUCUCUAGCACUGAUGAAGUGGAAAAAGAUAAAACACAAGCUGUUGCUAGCCAAGGCAUUGAUAAGGGUCGGAGUCAAGGUCCAGAAUAG